Messenger RNA from Petromyzon marinus (sea lamprey), 4684 nucleotides. The record is from RefSeq and is a predicted model, not a curated record. NCBI's taxonomy places the organism in Eukaryota, Metazoa, Chordata, Hyperoartia, Petromyzontiformes, Petromyzontidae.
UGCUGCUACUGCUGCAAGCAGCAAGCCCCUGCUGCUACUGCUGCAAGCAGCAAGCCCCUGCUGCUACUGCUGCAGCUGCUCGCGCACUGCGUUUGAGUCCUCGCCCCGCAUCGUCGCGCUCCCGCAACCCAAGGCGCCAUGGCUGCAGAUAUGGACAAAGAAACCAAGUCACUGGCAAAGCUCUCCCUGCAGAUUGGUUUGGACAAGGUGAGCCUGCCCUUCAAGCUGUACUGCUUGACGGUGAUGACCCUGGUGGCCGCCGCGUACAUCGUGGGCCUGCGCUACACGCGCACCACCACGGGAGACAUGUACUUUGCCACGACCGCAGUGUGCCUCACCGAGGUGGCGAAGCUCAUCGUCAGCUUCGCCAUGCUCACCAGGGAGACGGGCAGCGUGCGGGGUAUGGCCAAGUCCGUCUGGGAGGACGUGAUCGUGAACCGCAAGGAGACCCUAAAGCUCGCCAUCCCGUCGCUGGUGUACGCGCUGCAGAACAACAUGGGCUACGUGGCACUCAGCAACCUCGAUGCGGCCGUUUACCAGGUGACGUACCAGCUGAAGAUCCCGUGCACAGCGCUCUGCACCGUGCUCAUGCUGGGUCGUUCACUCAGCCGCCUGCAGUGGUUCUCCGUGUUCGUGCUGUGCGGCGGGGUCACCCUGGUGCAGUGGACGCCGGCUGAGUCAACCAAGGUCAUGGUGGAGCAAAAUCCUUUUCUGGGGUUCAUGGCCAUCGCCGUUGCGGUCGUGUGCUCGGGGUUUGCUGGCGUGUACUUUGAGCGGGUGCUCAAGAGCUCCAACACGUCGCUGUGGGUGCGCAACAUCCAGAUGUACCUGUGGGGCAUCCUCGUCACCUUCCUGGGCGUGGUGACCAACGACGGCAGCGCCGUGAUGGAGAAGGGCUUCCUGCACGGCUACACGCCCAUGGUGUGGUUCGUCAUAUUCCUCGCCAGCGUGGGUGGCCUCUACACCUCGGUGGUCGUGAAGUACACGGACAACAUCAUGAAGGGCUUCUCGGCUGCUGCUGCCAUCGUGCUUUCCACAGUGGCUUCAAUGCACCUUUUCGGCCUACAAGUCGGCCUUUUGUUCAUGGUGGGCACGUUCCUGGUGUGCCUCUCCAUCUACAUGUACGGCUUGCCGCGCACCGACACCACCAAGCUGACGCCGCCCCCUGGGAGCGAAGCGGAGCACAGGAAGCCGAGCACUUCCAUCUGAGACGAACCACCGUCUCCCGCCACUGCCACUACCGCCACCGCUGCCCAUCAGUCACGCCCGUAAAGACACAAACAGAAUCUACGUGGAUUGGGAAAUGUCCGACGCGUGUUCCAAUAUCCCCACUGCAGCUCGGCAUUGGAGACUUUUCUCGAUAAGGGUCUUUGUCGACACUCCGUCGUGGCACCGGGGGCAGUAUUUCAAGGGAUAUUUCUGCCCCCCCCCCCUCCCACCCACCUAACUUGUGUUUUGGACCACGCGGCUAAAGGUGAAUUCGUGAUGAUGCUGAAAUAGCGGCGUAAGUGGUCAAAUAACGAUGCGUGGACUCGCUUGCGAUGAAGUAAAACUCUUGCCGUGUUCGACCGCAAGCCGAAGCUCGGUUCAGUGCGGUUCUGUUUUGCGGCCUUGGUGAGUAACACGAGUACGGGCCGCCACCCGGGCUAGUAAUGUACGCUUCUGUAGCGGCUCGCUCAGCCCUCUGUGUGUCUGUACGUAAUCGUGAGUCAUGCGCUGCGACGAAGUGGUGUCCGUGGGAAAACUUUUAAUCGUAAAGUUGUCGGUCGUCUGGGAGAAACGUUGAUUGUGGGGAUAAGUCUAAAAAGUGCAGGUACUGUUUCACUCAUUUGAUUUGUAAGCCUCAUCACAAGGUAAUUUCUAUGUAAACACUGGAUCACUUGGGUCAGUAACUGGUCAAGAUUUUAAAGUCAUCAUACGUAAAGGUUGGUUUUUAUUUGUUUUUUUUUAUUUCCCAUUGGCGUGUGAAGUGUAAACUUUGUAUAGUCAGGGUGGCCGGGUGUGUUGAAGGUCAACGCUGAACCAGACCUUGCUGAUAUCCCUCGGUGAAAAUAUAAUCAGUCACCCGUGGUGAGACCGGGUUCUCAAGCACAGCGGUCAUCAAUGAGUACACAACAAAAAUACACGUUUGGCUUUGCACUUUGCUUCAUUGCAUCUUGGAGAGUUAAAUAGAUGGUGUUUUACUGUCGUGAUAACCUCACUGUAGAGUGUGUGGAAAAGUGACCCGUACUGGGUCAUGGAUAACAGAGGCCACUCGGAAAGAUUGGUUUGUGAGAGAUCCUGUAAAAAAAAUCUCCACAGUCAUACCUCAGAGAGACCGCUUAUGCUGAUGUGCAAUUGUGCCCAAAAGCACAAUUAGAAUUAGUGUAUCGGUAAAAGGAAAACAACAACUAAAAGCAGUAGAUUUACAAAUGUUGAUCUGUUUAGGCAACUGAACUUUUAAUAUUAAUUAUUUUAAAAUGUUAUUCUGAUUUAACAAAAUAAAAACACUACCUAGCUUUAUCAUCAUCAUUCUUACAAUGCUUGUUUACUCCGGGAGGCUGCACUUUGCCCAACACUCUUUUUUUUCCAAGAGGGUCCCUGCCAAUUUUUCAAAGACGGCGGGGGUUGCUGCUACGUGUUGUCACAGUUGAGUAAUUAAAGCAGGUAAAUUGUUAAGUGUGAGAAAGUUUGGCCAGUUACAUUGUGAGUUUCUUUCUCUCAUAAAAGAUCACGCACUCUUGGGGGUUUUACACAAGCGUGGUCCACCGUGAUUUAUACACCUCCACUCCUGCAGGCGUUUCACGCUGUGCGCCGGGUAUUUUGGGUUUGCGUCGCUGGAUUGCGUUUUAUUCAUGGCAGAACUAGGCACUGAACCUUGACCUGUGGCCAGUUUCAUACAAUUCAGAAUGUGAGAUUUCACCGUUACACUAAAUUUACAUUGCAAAAAAACGGACUAAAUGUCACUCGUGACAUAUCAUGUAACCAACUACAGGGUGCAACUACUGUUUGGCAUGCGAGUCCAGACACCGCUAAAAAACGUUAAAUAUCAAGAGGUAGCCACAAUGUUGGACAAGAAUGGUAUUUUUGAUUGGUCCACAUUCAAGGUGUUGACUACGGCACUUAUUUUUUUUAACGCAGAGCAGCUCAUGAACAAUGAGGCUCGGUGUCAAGUCAGUAGCCGGUAGUUGCGUAUAUUUAAUAUCAUGGUGCAGGAGCGCUCUCAUGCAUAGCGGGGUGAGGAGUGGUGGGUUGUGGUACACAUCACGGACCCUGUCUGUAAUCUAACCAAUAACCACAGGGAACCAUUCCCUAGUAGGACACCUCCAACUUCUAUAGUGUGGCCGCACCCGACGGAGGCCUCAUUAACGGGCUCCUGGGCUCUAGGUUGAUGAGGCUGACGUGGUUCGCUCCACACACGCUACACCACACAGACGGUCCGAGUUCAGUUUUAGAGAAACAAAAAAAUCCAACGUCAUUUUGAGUCGUUCAGUAUCCCUCCUGAAACGCCAAUUCGGCGCACAGAAAUUACCUCUUGAUUUAUAGACAAACACUUUUAAACAAACUUUGACGGGGUGGUAUUUGGAUAAUCCUGUGUGCAAUGCUUUUAUUAAAAGUUAUUUUUGGAUUGUAUUGCAGUUCUCUCUGCUGGACAGGCGUACAAAAAGCAUUUCAAGAAUGGCUAAUGUAAGGGUAAUCCUUGUUUGAAAUACGACUACGUUUGUUGGCCUAAUAGAUUGUAGAUUGAUCCACUUUUAAAGGUUUAUUACUGUGGUGUACUUGUAGAUUAAGGUGGACAUAUAACCCCCGUGAUGUGCACAAAGCUUUGGUCAAUUAAUUUUGCUUUUCAUUGCAGCAAGCCUAGCAUGGAAAAUCCCACAUAAACAACUGAACCAUGCCUUUUGCACUCGUGUUGGGCGUGUGUCAAAUAAUUGCAUCCAAUUGACCAAUUCCAAAGCAUAAACAUCGCGAGACCCGCAAAAAAUACCGUAUUUAUAUCUAGAUGCUGAUUUAUAGGGGCUUUUUGUAAAGUGUGCGCACUUUACGAUGUCAUGUGGAGUGGGUGUUGGUCGGAAAGCAUCUGGGGGAAGUGAUUAAAAGGUGGUUUUGGAAUUCGUUUUUUUAAAGUUAUUUUAUUGUGUUGGUGAAUCCUGUGUACGCUCAUAUUUAAUCAGUCGGUUGAUUCUACAGCUCACAAAAACUGGUGCUUGGUAAAACAACCAUGCGAUUUUUUUUUUUUUACAGCUUGAACCGUGCAUGGAACUUAACGGAACUAGCGUUAAAACUGGCACAGGACGAUCGAUUGUAGCUUAGGAAUAUACAGUCCGUAACAAAAACAAAGAACCGGUAUUGACACAAUCCGCUGCCGCACGAAAGAUCACCCCAGUUGCCGCCAUCCGUCACGCUCCCAAGGUGCAACGCUCCAGCAACCUGCGCGCACGCUCCAAUGCCAUCGCUCCGUCUCUGCACUGGAUGCCCUCGUGGGUGCCGAGGUGGAGCGAUGGAAUGGGCCCCGCGUGCAAGGAUGCUCGUUGCAUUUACUGCAUCGCAGGGGUUGUUGUUGUUGGUGGGAUAGCGUCGGUGUCGGGAAGCUUUCAUCCAGCAGUGGAUGGACCACAGCAGAUGAGUAGCCUCGGCUUCCUUGCUCGGCAGACCAGCACACUUGAUGACUUGACCAACGAUAAUUAAACAAUGCUGUAUACAA